Brachypodium distachyon (stiff brome) is the source of this 1674-nucleotide messenger RNA. RefSeq names its product probable glucuronosyltransferase Os04g0398600. Lineage: Eukaryota; Viridiplantae; Streptophyta; Magnoliopsida; Poales; Poaceae. Gene Ontology annotation, biological process: plant-type secondary cell wall biogenesis; glucuronoxylan biosynthetic process. The record is from RefSeq and is a predicted model, not a curated record. Bases 196 to 1485 code for a protein of 429 amino acids. The transcript is spliced from 4 exons. Gene Ontology annotation, molecular function: glycosyltransferase activity.
UUAGCUGGAGACUGGACCCAUUCUCUCUCCUCUAUCCAAUCUCCAUCUGUCCUAACAAAAUCUUCUUUGCUUCUUUCCUUCGUUUUGCCUCCCAAUCUCCCCUUUAUCGAAUUCCCAAAUCCAGUCUCCUCGUUAAUUAAGCUCGCCUCUGUGAGGCGGAGAGACCGGAGAAGGUGGUGCCGUCCGGCGUCCGCGAUGGGAUCAAGUACGGGAUGGCUCCCCGUGGCCCUCCUCCUGGCGGCAGUGGCCCUCUCAUCCGUCCUCUCGCCACCAGCUGCCGCCGCCGCGGAGGCCGACGGCGCCGACCACGCAGUUCAGCAGCACAGCGAACGCAUCUCAGGGAGUGCUGGCGAUGUGCUAGAAGACAAUCCCGUGGGAAGGUUAAAAGUUUUCAUCUAUGACUUACCAAGGAAGUACAACAAGAAGAUGGUCGCCAAGGAUCCUCGAUGCCUCAAUCACAUGUUUGCUGCAGAAAUAUUCAUGCAUCGUUUCUUGCUGUCAAGUGCCGUGCGGACACUCAAUCCCAAGGAGGCUGAUUGGUUCUAUGCACCCGUUUAUACUACUUGUGACCUAACUCCUGCUGGACUUCCCUUGCCUUUCAAGUCACCACGGGUUAUGAGGAGUGCAAUCCAAUAUAUUUCAAAUAAAUGGCCCUUUUGGAACAAAACUGAUGGCGCAGAUCACUUCUUUGUUGUCCCGCAUGAUUUUGGGGCCUGCUUUCACUAUCAGGAAGAAAAAGCAAUUGAACGUGGAAUUCUCCCAUUGCUGCAAAGGGCUACAUUGGUGCAAACUUUUGGACAGGAGAAUCAUGUUUGCCUGAAGGAGGGAUCUAUCAUCAUUCCACCCUUUGCUCCUCCUCAGAAAAUGCAGGCUCACCUGAUCCCUCCUGAUACUCCACGUUCAAUCUUCGUUUAUUUUAGGGGUCUAUUCUAUGACACUGGAAACGACCCUGAGGGUGGUUACUAUGCAAGAGGUGCGCGCGCUUCCCUGUGGGAGAACUUCAAGAACAAUCCUCUGUUUGACAUUUCUACUGAACACCCUGCCACGUACUACGAAGACAUGCAGCGUGCAGUCUUUUGCCUGUGCCCAUUGGGUUGGGCACCAUGGAGCCCCAGGUUGGUUGAGGCUGUGGUGUUUGGCUGCAUUCCAGUCAUCAUAGCUGAUGACAUUGUGCUGCCAUUUGCUGAUGCAAUACCGUGGGAGGAAAUUGGUGUUUUCAUCGAGGAGAAGGAUGUCCCAAAGUUGGACACAAUCCUCACAUCAAUGCCUAUUGAGGAUAUUUUAAGAAAGCAAAGAUUGCUUGCAAAUCCAUCAAUGAAGCAGGCUAUGUUGUUCCCACAGCCAGCCCAAGCACGAGAUGCAUUCCACCAGAUCUUGAAUGGCCUUGCCCGCAAGCUCCCACACCCUGAGGGUGUAUACUUACCACCUGGUGAGAAGCAUCUUAAUUGGACUGCCGGACCUGUUGGUGAUCUGAAGCCGUGGUAGUGAAGAACUUCCAUCCUGUUGGCCAAUGUUUGCCACAGAAGCCCCAUAGGAUUAGUUCAUACUUAAUUAUGUGUGAUGUAAGAAAUGCAGUGGCGCAGGUGCAAAUACACCUCAGCCUUAUCUAACAUAAUGAACAACUUGUAAGUUGGUAUUUUAGAGAGAAAUGAAAUGGUAUUGUUCAUAUGGAAA